This is a messenger RNA of Sphaerodactylus townsendi, 2816 nucleotides long. It is a transcript of the gene PRMT3, whose product is annotated as protein arginine methyltransferase 3. The record is from RefSeq and is a predicted model, not a curated record. Gene Ontology annotation, molecular function: protein-arginine N-methyltransferase activity. Gene Ontology annotation, biological process: peptidyl-arginine methylation. NCBI's taxonomy places the organism in Eukaryota, Metazoa, Chordata, Lepidosauria, Squamata, Sphaerodactylidae. Gene Ontology annotation, cellular component: nucleus. The transcript has 16 exons. Bases 52 to 1707 code for a protein of 551 amino acids.
AUUCUGUUAUCUUAUUGGUCGGAGGGCAGAGUUGUGAACUUUUAUUGGUCGAUGACCGGCUUCAUCAUUCCGGAAGUGGUGUAUAGAGCACACGUGUGGAAGGGGUUUGUUGUUGACGGCGUAAUUAUGAGCUCGCGAUUAUCUGUGCCCCUUAGCGAGGCGUCCGUUGCUACUUCCGAGACCGACCCCUGUUUGUCUGACAGCGGGAGCGACGGUCCUUGGGAGGACUUCGGGGAAGACUCAGAAGAUCCUCCGUUGCAGAUUCCGUGUCUUUUCUGUGACAGAUUUUUCAGUUCACCUGAAGAUGUGUUUUGCCACUGUUCAUCUGACCAUAGAUUCAGUAUUGAGAAGAUGGUUCAUAAACAUAGACUUGAUUUUUAUGGAUAUAUCAAGCUAGUAAACUUCAUUAGGAUGGAAAAGCCAGCUGCGGAUUUUCUUAUUUCUAUCAGUGCACCAGUUCCCUGGGAGGAAGAAAAGUACUUGAAGCCUGUUUUGAAAGAUGAUUUUUUACUCCAGUACGAUAUAGAUGAUGCUAUUGACUCUGCCAGUACCUCUUGUCCUAGUGGGUUAACAGAGACUUCAUUUCUCCUGGAACGCUUGAAAUGUGCAGAGCACAGAGCAGAGUUGGCAGAAGCUGCGCUGGCCGGAGCCCAAGAAGAUCUUCAGAAAAUGAAACAAUUUGCACAGGAUUUUGUGAUGAAUGCAGAAGUCAGAAGUGGCUCAGCAGCCAGUGCCAUUGCGGAACUACAGGAGAAUGAGGAGAAUGUUUAUUUCAGCUCGUACGGGCACUAUGGGAUACACGAAGAGAUGAUAAAGGAUAAAGUCCGUACAGAAAGCUAUCGUGACUUCAUAUAUCACAAUCCACACAUCUUUAGAGAUAAGAUUGUCUUAGAUGUUGGCUGUGGAACUGGAAUCUUGUCCAUGUUUGCUGCAAAAGCAGGUGCAAAGAAGGUCAUAGGAGUGGACCAGUCUGAAAUUAUUUACCAGGCCAUGGACAUCAUUAGGCUCAACGGACUUGAAGAUACCAUUUCUUUAAUCAAAGGAAGAAUUGAGGAAGUUGAUUUGCCUGCUGAAAAAGUCGAUGUUAUAAUUUCUGAGUGGAUGGGAUAUUUCCUCCUUUUUGAGUCAAUGCUGGAUUCUGUGAUUUAUGCAAGGAACAAGUACCUGGCAAAAGGUGGUUCAGUAUAUCCUGACAUCUGUUCCAUAAGCUUGGUGGCAGUAGGUGACCUCAAUAAACAUGCAGACAGGCUAGCUUUCUGGGAUGACGUGUAUGGCUUCAACAUGUCCUGUAUGAAGAAGGCUGUAAUUCCUGAAGCUGUUGUAGAGGUGUUGGAUUCAAGUACUCUUCUGUCUCAAAGUUGUGUUAUCAAGUGGAUAGACUGCCAUGUUGUAUCAGUUUCAGAACUGGAAUUUACAUCUGAAUUCACCUUGCCAGUUAUGAAGACUUCACUUUGUACGGCAAUUGCUGGAUAUUUUGAUAUACAUUUUGAGAAGAAUUGCAAUCAGAAAGUCCUGUUCUCAACUAGUCCUUGCAGUGCCAGAACACACUGGAAACAAACACUAUUCUUUUUGGAGAAUCCUCUCCAUGUAGAAAAAGGUGAAGAAUUGAAAGGAAAGAUAAUUAUCCGCAAAAACAGAAAAGAUCCACGUUCACUUAUCAUCACUCUUUCAGUUAAAGAUGUGAAACAGACAUACAGUCUUCAGUGAAAAUAAUUCAACAACCAACUUUUGAGAAAGACUUUGAAACCGUGCCUCAUAUUUCAGAUACUUGCAUCUGAAUAAAGAUUGUGAUUAUUUGGUACAAAUGCAAAUGGUUUUUUCCUGAAAUGAUAGCAUUAGCUGUGUUCUUUGGGACCAUUAAUGGCUUUCCUUUGAACAGUAUUUUAUAAUGAGAGAAGAAAUGCCAGUAGGUAGGUAAAUACCUGUUAAAAAUUCAGAGUUGAGUACAAAUCUUAUCUUGUACUUGGACACCUCCACCUCCUGUGUAUUAGAAACAUUCAACUAUUAUUUGUUUAUAUACUUUUAUUAAAUCUGUAGCUUUCUAUAGUUUUAAAUAUUUAGGAACACUUUCGUUGUGGAGGAAAAGCAAAUUAGAGCAUGAAGGCUAUUCACUAGUUCUAGUGGGUCUUGGCCUGCCUUUAGUUGUCUAAAUCUCAUUACUUCCUCCAGUGCAUUACUGUUGGAAGUAUUUUCAUAUAGAAGAGCUCAUGGAAUGAUCUACCUUUCCACUAAAGCUGUAUCUAAGUCAAAUUUUAACUUAAGUUGCCAUUUCCUUUUGCGCCCCCCCCCUUCCCCGCCUUUCUACACCCCUGACUCAAAAUCUAGUCCAGACCAGGCUGUGGCAAGUGGGGGAUGUGGAGCAUGUUGAUGGGGAGGGGGCAGGAGGAAAUAGUGAUGAAGCUACAAUUUUACUUAGGUCUUUACGUGGAACAGGGUAUACUCCAGGAGUAGAAGAGCGCAGUGUGGAGGGCUUCAGUAGAACCCCCCUACCUUUUCACUUGCAUAAGUUUUUGUACCAUUCAUGGAAAGUUCAUGGAAGAGGAGGAGAACUACCAAUUUUCUCUUGAGCUUCAACCCUCAAGCUGAUCCAGCUAGUCAACUUUUUCUGUCAACAGUUCAGUCAAAUUAACCCAUUGCCUUUUUAAUUAUUGUAUCAUGAAGUCGUAGUGAAGUCUGAAGAUGAAUCUUGUCUGUUGUCUCAUCUUGUCUGCCAACUCUUUAUAUUUGUUAUAUCCUGCAGCAAACCUGGGUAUGCAUUCAGAUUUUGACAUCAUAUUAUGAACUGUUCAAAGUAAAAAGUCUCUUACAAAGUAAAA